CAGGUACUCUUGCAAGGAACACAACUGAGAAACCAUCAUGUUCACCACACUGGUAGCUGCUGCCCUCGUGGCCCUUGUCGCUGCUGACGGCAUCCCAGACUUCGUUGUACCUGGAAGAUGCGCUAAAGUGGCCAACCAGGACAAGUUCGAUCUUCGCAGGUACUCUGGCCGCUGGUAUCAGACCCAGAUCAUCGACAAUGCCUACCAGCCAUACACUCGCUGCAUCCACUCCAACUACGACUACUCUGACUCUGACUACGGCUUUAAGGUGACCACAGCUGGAUUCAGUCCCAACAACGAGUACCUGAGACUGCAGGGCAAGAUCUACCCCACAAAGGAUUUCCCAGCUGCCCACAUGCUCAUUGAUUUCCCUACUGUUUUCGCCGCUCCCUACGAAGUGAUCGAGACUGACUACGAGACGUACUCGUGCGUGUAUUCCUGCAUCGACUGGAACGGCUACAAGUCCGAGUUCGGCUUCGUCUUCUCCCGCACCCCACAGACUUCCGGUCCAGCGAACGACAAGUGCGCCUCCGUCUUCCGCAAGAACGGAGUCGACUUCGCCUUAUUCAAUGACGUUGCUCAUACGGCCGAAUGUGUCUACAGAGCUUAAUUCGUUACAGUUUUAUACUUUAUUUUAUUUUAUUUUUAUUUUUUUAUAAACAACAAACGAUAUAUUUUAUAUAUGAAUGAAUUAUGAUGUCCCCUAUCAAAUGAUGUACGUUUUUUGCUUUAUAUAAUAAAAAAACGUUAUCGUA
Molecule: messenger RNA, 755 nt
Organism: Penaeus chinensis
Lineage: Eukaryota; Metazoa; Arthropoda; Malacostraca; Decapoda; Penaeidae
Product: crustacyanin-A2 subunit-like
Exons: 3
Coding region: 38-610 (190 amino acids)
Molecular function (GO): pigment binding
Source: RefSeq, a predicted model, not a curated record